Rhipicephalus microplus (southern cattle tick) is the source of this 921-nucleotide messenger RNA. RefSeq names its product activating signal cointegrator 1 complex subunit 1. Gene Ontology annotation, molecular function: RNA binding. The record is from RefSeq and is a predicted model, not a curated record. Gene Ontology annotation, cellular component: nucleus. Gene Ontology annotation, biological process: DNA alkylation repair; regulation of DNA-templated transcription. Lineage: Eukaryota; Metazoa; Arthropoda; Arachnida; Ixodida; Ixodidae.
GUUCACAACAGCUGGUGUUCUGUGGACCGGCUCAACCACGGAGGAAGGACUCAACCCUCAACGCCGCGUUCUACGCUUCACAGUCUUGCUUUCUCUUUAUCCAAGCUUCGUUAUUUAUCUCGUUAACGUUUGACUUUACACACGCGCUACGUUUCGUGUGAAUUCGCGACUGACUUUAUAUUACAACACCGUAGCUGGCCCGUGGAAAACUGCGCGUAGUUUUCCCCAUCAUGAACGUAGAUGUUCUGAACUGCGAGCUAAUUUGGAUCGACGGGUCUUGCUACCGCAAACUGACGCCGAUCAGUCGGUUUUCGCCGUCGCAAAAGUGUCGAGACUGCGGACAGACGCCACGAAGCUGUCAACGAUGUCGGUGCCGACGGUGGUCCGACCGAGUAACUUCCUACGAUGACGAGCCCACUUGCUUGGUGUCCAAGACGAAAACUCUUUCUCUGUCAAAUGACGACAGCUCGGAUGGAGGGCCGAAAGGAUACUUCCGACGAACACACUACGUGCCGCAUCGAUUUCUUCCGCGGCUCUGUGGAAGGAAGCAUGCCUUCAGGAUUCAAAUGGAACGCGAUACCAACACCAAAAUCAUGAUCCCCCAACCGGAUUCAACCGUGGAUCGCAACCGCGACUUCAGCUUUGGACGUGUUCACAUCCCCAGCAUCACUGUGGUCGACCCGCACAACUGCGAGAAAGACGGAUUUUACAAGAAGAUCGCCGAACUUGCGCUGCCGAAACCACUGCAGCAGCAGUGACAGUCUGCCACCACAGCAUCCCGUUACCAGUCAUUCUCCGAAAUUGUACAAAUGCAUGUUGGUAAUCGUGAUUUGCAUGCUCAGGAAGUAUGCAGAGUCUGUGAUCCACAGCCUUUAGUUAUUCUAUGUGUAAUAAAGAAUGGAAUAAAGCCUUGUUUUCUCA